Penicillium salamii is the source of this 1731-nucleotide messenger RNA. The record is from the annotation of a GenBank genome assembly. Lineage: Eukaryota; Fungi; Ascomycota; Eurotiomycetes; Eurotiales; Aspergillaceae.
AUGGCCAUCACAGGAAGUUUGAAUUCAGCCAAUUGGUCCCAGGGACUUCCCCAUACUGCGUUCUUUCGGAGACUCCUUUUUCUGGCCCACGAGGGAGAUGAGGUUGCCCUGAACGAUCUCGAAAACGACAUUCAAGCAACACCUUCUCGUCUACUCCGUGACACUCUCCGCUAUCGCGAUACUCUCAGAGAGCUAUUUGGCCCAGAUCUGGACCACCGUGGUAUUGUCCGCGAAGAGAACCGCUUCGUCAUCAUCCUCGCCCCAGGAGACUAUGAGUUCAUGGUGGCCCUCUGCGCUGUUCUGGCAAUUGGUGCAGCUGUGAUUCCACUCGCAACUACACUUCUCCCCGAGGAGGUGCUUUACUUCCGCGAGAAGUUCAACAACGCUUUUGUACUCACUGGAUCGAACGAGACCGAUCUUCUCGCCAAUGUACGACAGCAAUUUAAAGCAACCGGAGCUGAGGACCAGGCUGUUCCCAUCCAACUUCCAUCGCCUUCAAAAUCCCCCGCACACCUUUAUCUUGACGAAAAUGUCUCGUUCCACUCAGAACGCCCAGCCAUGGCACUGUUCACCUCUGGCACCACAGGACCUCCCAAAGGCCUGAUCCACUCGAUACGGUACUUCGAUGCGUUUGUUCGCGAGCUUGGAAGCUCAAAGGAUGUUUUCCUAUUCCGACGUCCUAUUCACAACGGAGUCGGCGUCACCGAUGUCAUACGGUUCAUGUUGCGUGGUAACCGCGUCGACAUGAUGGACUGGAACUCUGGCGCAGAGCGCAUCUGGAAGCACCUGCAACAGGAGAAAGUGACAGCCCUGACAGGAUCACCGGACUUUUGGAUUCAAAUCAAGGAGCACUUUGAGAAGGAGAUUAGCAACGGUCCCGCCGAGACAUUACGGCAAUCCGAAGAAGCCCUCCAAAGACUCCAAACCACACGGAGCAGUGGUGCCUUGACAAUGCCAUCAACAAAGAAGUUCUAUCGCAAGCACAUGGGCGGGAGAGGAUUUGUGAUUCGGUUUGGAACAACGGAAACCGGACCAAUUGGGCUGGAAACAUCUCCUGAAGACCAGGAUGAUUCCCUUCAUGUCAUCGGCAGACCCUUGCCUGGUGUUGAGGCCAAGCUGGCCAAUGGUGACCACAGUGAGCUGUUGAUGAAAACACCCACCAUGUUUGUUGGGUACUGGCAAAACGAAAAGGCCACACGCGCUGUAUUCGACGACGAAGGCUGGUACCACACUGGUGAUCAAGCCUACAUGCAAGGAGACAUGUUUGUGGUUGAAGGUCGCGCCAAAGAGGACUUCAUCAACUGCGAUAGCUACAAAGUCCCCAUUUACGAGGUCGAGACCGCAAUCUCCAGCUUAGGAUACAUCUCGGAGUCGCAUGUUGUCCCAAUCACCGACUCCCGGCUGGGAAGUCGUGUAGCAGCUGUUGUGACCUAUCGCGAUGUUCCCGACACAGUGCCCGAGAAAACAUUACAGGCCCUGCGUCAAGACCUUUCCGGGACGUUGCCAAUUAGCAAACUGCCUACCAUGCUGCGAGUUCUGAGCGGCGAGGAAUCCUUCCCGCGCAACUCUGGAGGAAAGGUCGUCAAGCGAAAGCUCAAAGAAACAUUCUUCCCACAAUCUCAUGAUCCAACGUUGGACGAGAUGCCCGCGGAAGUUCAGAUUUGUGAUUUCUACUCCAAGACUGCCCCUCGAGCUCCCAAGUGCUGGGAUUGGGCGGGACUGAAUUGCUGA